Clarias gariepinus (North African catfish) is the source of this 2122-nucleotide messenger RNA. RefSeq names its product family with sequence similarity 163 member Ab (gene fam163ab). The record is from RefSeq and is a predicted model, not a curated record. The transcript is spliced from 3 exons. Bases 409 to 825 code for a protein of 138 amino acids. NCBI's taxonomy places the organism in Eukaryota, Metazoa, Chordata, Actinopteri, Siluriformes, Clariidae.
UGUGUGUGUGUGUGUGUGUGUCUUCUAAGGACAUGUUCUCUGUGGAACUGUUCCCCCGUGUGAUUUAGUGCUCAGUGCAGAAAGCGAGAAGUUGUGCCGAGUUUCAGAGCCGCUGUGGAUGUGUUCAGACUGGAUCCAGCGGAAAGACGUCCCGCGUUAAACACCGACCACUGCGAUACCCGAGGAGGAGGAGGAGGAGGAGGAGGAAGGGCCAGGCACACACCAAGGCAUUUCAAAUCAUACAGAUGUGAAGAAGUUCGUGUUUCUCGGCGUGUAGAUCCAGCACGGUACCGUGUGUGUGUGUGUGUGUGUGUGUGUGUGAGAGAGAGAGAUCCCAGUCCUGGAUCCUGAUCGCCUCCAUGGUGAAACAAAGACUGUAGACACAGGGUUUGAUGGAGAUCUGGUCGAAUGACAGCGGGAACUGUUGUCAUAACUGGAGGAAUACUCGCAACGGUGAUACUGCUGUGUAUCAUUGUAGUGCUCUGCUACUGCCGACUCCAGUAUUAUUGCUGUAAGCAGAAUGAAUCCAACCCAGACUCACCUUCCUACUCUGAGGCACAGUUCUCCUGUGAUGUCUGCAGACCUUCAGGCAUGGAGGGGUCCAGCAUCUGUCCCCUGUCCGUGUCUCCUGAAGUGGCCCACAGCUCCUGCCCCACCUGCUCCUCAUUCUACAGCAACUCCUUCCACUUCCGCAACAGGGACGAGACACGCAACGGUGCAGAGCGCCUUGCCUACAUGCUGCCCUCCACACAUGGCACCUCGCUGAGCUCACAAUCCUUUCCCGACUUCUACUGCAACACACAUGCCAUCAGCACUGACGUCUGAGCAGUGGUGAAUGAUAUGAAGUGAGCUAUUUCAGGUGACCACUGUGGCACAAGCCAUUUUGCGGUCCCAAGAAAACACACCUGAAAGAGGCAUUUAUUUGCUUGUUUUCAGAGACUUAAUAAUGAAAUAUACACGGUCAAGACGAAAAAAAAAAAGUGUUUUGUUUUUUUUUAAACAAGCUGAAAUGUGCUGUAUACCCACCUCUCGAGCACAGAGAACACUGGGAUAACAAGAAGUGUACAGAACCUGAUGCUUCGCGUUGGAGCACAGUCAAUACAAGUGACUUUUACAGAUGAAUAUUUAUUGCUGCUGAAGCUUUUGGACACAGAUUUUCUAUGAGUAUUUGUGGUACAGGAUUUCUGAGCCCUAGAAACUCACCAGAGCAGUAAUUUUACCUGAGUUUGGGCAUCUUUAGAAUAUGAGCUUCCUGUCUUUACUGCACGAGGGCUAUUUAACAUGACUUUUCAUAUGCUGCUGUUGGAAUUCUCUAAGAUAAGGAAAAUCAUGUAUUCAGUAUUAAUAUCAGCUUUUAAUAUGAAUGAAUGUGGCGUGUAAAAGGACAAAUCAUCAAGGAGUAUUGAUAUAAGAGCAAAGGACUAUUUCUAGCUUUCUCUAUGCAAGGUCUAUGCUUAAGCAGUCAAACAUGGCGCUCCUUUUUCACCUUUUAGAGAAUGGCAUGAUGGAAAAGACUGAAGUCAUGGACUGAGUGCGUUGUUGUGUAGUGAUUUUUUUGCAUUGGGUUACAUGAGAUUGUUAUAUGAGAACGGAAUGUUGGCAAGGGUAUUUAAAAUUGUAAUCUGCAUUUUUAAAAACAAUUUAGAAUUUGGGCCUUUAUUUAAAUACAGUCUGCCCCAAAAGUCCCUAUACAUAGACAAUGGUUGGAUUAAAAGUUUUCUUGGAUUGGUUACCAUGGUCCUGGAGAUUGGCAAAUGAGAUCCCCAGAACUAAGCCCACUUGUUUCCACUUUAUUUAUUUUUGAGAGCCAUGUAAAGGCCAUGGUGUAAGGCCAGGAAAAGUUACAGCAACAAGAUGGAAUGGGUUCGAAGGAAUGCAUUCAAAGUGCAGUUACCUGCAAAACUUUGGCUGUGUUAACAUGAGUUCAUCAUGAGUGAAAGAGACGACUCUGAAGGAAUGGAACUUGUGGAAAGGAGUUUUGUUGAAGUUUUUUUUGCAGUAUCAAGUGGACUAAUGGUGUAAUGCCAUAUUCAGUUAUUUAGAACAAUGUUUUUAGUGGUGGGUCGUAUCACAAAAAUAUCCAAUCACAAUACACAAUUUUUUUUGCACAAUAUGAAUUGGU